AUGGCCUCGCGCCACCUGUCCUGGCCGCCGUCCCCGCCGCCGCGGCCCGCCGGGCCCAGGCGCGGCCCGCCCAGGCCCGCGCGGCCGCCCGUCCGCCUCGCCGCGCCCCCGCGCGUCCCCGCUCGCCGGCGUCCCCGACGGCCGCCGCUCGCCGGCCACCUCGACCCCGCCGCCAGUCGCCCCGGGCCCCGCUUCCAGCGCCGGCGCCUCCGGCCCCCGAAGGCCCGCGCGCUCGCCCGCGCGCCCGAGCGCCAGAUCCCGCCGCCGCCUGGCCGUCCCCGCCGCCGACGUGGCCUCGCCGCCACCAACCUUCGCCGUCCUGGUGCGCCUCGCCGCCGCCGCACCUCGCCUCGCCUCCAUGGCCGCCGGCGCGCGCGCGCCACCGUCCGCCGCCCGUCGCCGCCAAACCCCGCCGCCGGCGUCCACCCUCCUCUCCCCGCUGGCGCGCCUCUGCCGCCGUCCUCCGGCCCGAGCCCGAGCCGAGCCUCGGCCCGAUCCAAUCCCUAA
Aegilops tauschii subsp. strangulata is the source of this 507-nucleotide messenger RNA. The record is from RefSeq and is a predicted model, not a curated record. NCBI's taxonomy places the organism in Eukaryota, Viridiplantae, Streptophyta, Magnoliopsida, Poales, Poaceae.